Mesorhabditis belari is the source of this 2412-nucleotide messenger RNA. NCBI's taxonomy places the organism in Eukaryota, Metazoa, Nematoda, Chromadorea, Rhabditida, Rhabditidae. The record is from the annotation of a GenBank genome assembly.
AUGGCACCAUGCUUCAUGCCAGUUUGUCAAUUUUGGGGCCCAUGGGGACAAUGGACGAGUUGUUCAGCGACUUGUGGAUCGGCUCAACGAUCAAGGAGACGACAAUGCAUUGGUGGAAAUGAUUGUAUUGGAGGGAAUCUGGAAAACCAAGAUUGUGGUCUUUCCCCGUGUCCGGAAUGGUCGGAAUGGGGUUCAUGGGAAGGAUGUAAUCAGUCAUGUGGACGAGGCCUUGAGAAGAGAUUCCGUCGUUGUGAGGGUGGGCUCUCGUGUCCAGGAAUGCCCGUUGAAGAGCGCAUCUGUGACCGUGGUCUUUGUCCAUAUUGGGGUUCAUGGAGUCGGUGGAGUCAAUGUUCGACGAGUUGUGGUGGUGGAGUGACUAUUCGAACCAGGGAAUGCAUAAAUGGACCAGGUUGUGAUGGAGAAAUGGAGAACAAACAACAUUGCAACACAGAGCAAUGCCCGAUUUGGUCAGAGUGGACUGAUUGGACAUUGUGCCCUAAAAGAUGUGGAGAAGAAGCGGCAAGGAUCAGAAAUCGAGCCUGUUACUAUAAAGGAGUAAUGUUCUCUGGUUGCGAGGGGCCGGCUCAAGAUCAGUCUCCUUGUCCAGUGACACAAUGUCCAAAAUGGAGAGAAUGGGGUGAUUGGAGUGAGUGCAGUCAAACGUGUGGACAGGGUACACAAAUCAGAACUCGUACCUGCGACGGAAACGGUUGCGAAGGUCCGACAAAAGAGAUGCGUUUCUGUCAGAUCUCCGUUUGUCCAUAUUGGGGUGAAUGGGGACAAUGGAGUGGCUGUUCAGUCACAUGUGGACUGGGUGUCUCCAAAAUUUCCGGUCGAUUGUCACGAAACACAACACCAAGUCCAUAUUUGAUAAAUGGGCGAUCAAGUCGGACAUCAGAAGAGAUCUUUUCAUCAUGGUCUCGAAAAAAGCGGUCAUUUUCUCGGGAAAGCGCCGAAUCGGUCGGCUGCGACGGGGUAGAUGUCGAGAGGAAAACGUGUGAUGCUGGUCCAUGUUGUUAUUGGGAUGAGUGGACAGAUUGGUCGCCAUGUAUUGGUUGUGGAGUGAGCUCUAUCUCGAGGAGAAGUCGAGCUUGCAAUGGUGGAAGUAUGGCACAUGCGCAAUUCCAAGAAGAUCCACUAAAAUCUCCUUACCAAUUGCCUUCUCCAUCUCCUUACCAAUUGCCUUCUCCAUCUCCUUACAAAUCUUCUCCAUUCGGAGAUCUUCAGCCAAUCAUCCCCGUGAAUUUUCGUGGAAAGAGAGGAGCGAUUUCUCAGUAUUUACCGGGCUCAGAAUGUCAAUGUGACGGUCCAGCUAUCGACACCCGAACUUGUCCAUCACCGCCAACUUGUGAAUCAACAGCUGAAUUCUCGCAUGAUGUAUAUCCAACUCUGAAACAAAUCGAUCCGCCACCCGUUUGCGAGUGGACCGAAUGGGGGAAAUGGUGUGGAUGUGAGAACUGCCGGGCUGGACGAGAGAAUCGUCGACGUUUCUGUGAUCUGCCGGCGAGAAGGCCAGGUGGGCCGACGAGACCCGAUCCAAAUUGUCAUUGUUCGGGCACAGACAUCGAGGAAAGGACGUGCAUUGUUAGUGAGAAAUGCCUUGCCGGGAUAAGUGAUGUGGGUGCUUAUCCGGAACGCCCAGUUCGACCAUCAUUUCCGAGAGCUGAAGAAACGACAUCUUCUGUCGAAUUUCAUCAAGAUCAACGCCCAAAACAUCAACGAAUUGGAUUAGCUGGAAGUGGAUUUAAUGAACAAAAGCCAGUCGAUUAUGCUGGGCCGAUCUAUUCGAGUGUUGAAAUAUCGAGUAUUCAAAAAGGGCCAUGGAAUGGAAAAGAGGAUGAUGGCAAUUCGACAACACUGGGAAAAGCAAUUCUUGUGCAAGAUUUCAAGAAAGAUUCUCUCUUUUCGGAGGAUCAAACGGGGAAUUUGAUUGGUGAUCUGUGUCGAUGGUCAAAGUGGUCAGACUGGUCGGAGUGCGAAGCGAGUCGGCUGAAGCAACGGAAUCGUUUCUGUAUCGGUGCAAAUUCUCGAUCUUCAAAUGUUUGUCAAUGUAUGGGUCUCUCGGUGGAAGAAACCUCGUGUGUCCCGUCAUUAGCUACAUCUGUUGAAUUCAUUGCACUCUCAAAUCAAAGACCUCAAAAAGAAAAAGCAUUAAUCACAUCAAGGAAUGAAGAAAAUGAAGAAAAUGAAGUAAAUGGAGCUGAAGAAGAGGCGUUAAUUAUUGGGAAGUGGUCUCCAUGUACAGCGACGUGCGGAACAGCGGAGAGAUUGAGGAGGAGGCGAUGCGAGUGCGAAAAUGAAUCCCUUUGUGGCAGCGGAAUCACAACAGAAACUGAGGGUUGUGAGAUGCCGCCAUGCGAAGAAAACGAUUUGAUCACCUCUCGUCCAUUCCCUAAAUUCUCGAUCUUUUGG